Spizellomyces punctatus DAOM BR117 is the source of this 2491-nucleotide messenger RNA. RefSeq lists its product as uncharacterized. The record is from RefSeq and is a predicted model, not a curated record. The transcript has 7 exons. NCBI's taxonomy places the organism in Eukaryota, Fungi, Chytridiomycota, Chytridiomycetes, Spizellomycetales, Spizellomycetaceae. The coding region runs from base 1 to 2391 and encodes 796 amino acids.
AUGCCGCGGGGUGGAGUUGCGUACUCACGAAAGUAUCGGGAUCUACAGCGAGAGCAAGAAAAGGACAAGAAGGCUGCGGCUAUGGAGAUCCAAAAGACCAUACAGCGACUUGCGAACGAAACGGAGCGACGACGAAGAGAGGCAUUGGAGAAAAAGCGACGAGAACGAGAAAGAGAUGAUCGAGAACGAGCUCGUAUACUUGAAGCCCGUAGAGCGAAGCUGGAAGCAGCUGCACCUCCAUGGAGAUUAGGGACAUCUACAACCACAUUAUCUGGACAACGCCCACCACCCAGACCGCAUAUGCCCACCUGUAAUAGCAGUUCAAGAUCUCUGUCUCGUUGUUCCAACCGCCCACAAAGCCGUUCACAGUCAUCUAUACCAACUCGCCAUCCAACCCGCGCAUCGAAAAUCCACUCUGCUCCACCGAAAGUCUUGUGCUCUGCUCCCACCCUUGGACACGAUAAGGAAAGGAGGAAUGAUGACAGUUUUUUGCAGGAUCAUCCUGCCUGUACCACAUAUACGGAAAAUACUUGUGGAUUGGGGAGGACGAGGCGACCAUCAUCAGGGCGAAGUCACCUCAGUUAUGUUACAGCUCACAAUGGUCGAAGCGUUCGUGUUGUAAAAGGCUACUCGGUCGAAUUACUUGACGGCGACAACGACUGGACGUCAGCGAGCGCUUCAGUUCAGUCCCGUUCCAAAUCCAGUCUGAAAUCUCCUGUAAUGUCUCGGGCAAGUAGUGGUAACAAAUCUCUAUAUGACGAGCUUGAAGCUCUGCACACCGCGGACCUUGCGCCAUCUCCUAUGCCAAAUUACCCUCCUCCUCCGGAAAAAUCACAAUCUUCACCCAUACCAGAGCCAGCCCGGCGUAUCUUACCAAACAUUGUCGAUCUCUCCCCAUCCGCCGACCCAUCAUUUGGCGGAAUAGAGAAUCUAGAACAGUUGCUACAUACUGAUUGCAGGAAGAGCGAGAAAUGGACACAGUCAAAUCAGUUAUCGAACGCUGCUGAUCUACAGGUUCGAUGCGUUUCCCGUCCACAAAGUGCUCGGUUCGACAAGUUGGGUGGAUCCGCACCAAAUUUGGACGUUGAGCGAGUUCGCGGCAUAAGCUCAGUUGCUGAAAGAUCUCGGUCGUCAUCAGAACUGGAUGAUAAAGUGUCAACCAGUCGACGUACUUCCCAAGCAGGGCCUGACUCUACAACACAAUCGCAGUUGAAAGGCGAGCAGCAGCCUGGAGCUCGACAGUCCGCCACUCCACCGACAUCGGUGCAGCGUUCAUCACUUGCAAUGUCUCGCCCAGGAUCGGCGGGAAGACCGGGCAGUGCAAAGACGAUUACAUUUGCAGACAAGCCUGUGAUUCUUGGGACAUCCUCUCAUAGCUCCUUCUUUGAUGAAAUUGAAGGCGAGCCGAAAGACGAGGAUCAUCACAUUGAGAGCGAUUCGGACUCUGAGCCUCCAGCAUUUGUCACGCCAGCAACGCAUCGUACAAAGGAUGAAUCUGGAUCCAUUGAUACCGUAACAAACACUACAAGGGAUAACCUGACCGGAUCAGCCGUCGAUAUAGCAAGAACCGGUUCUCGACAUGUGCCCCAGACGCCCCCAAAGAGUCAUUCAUCCCCGUCAAUUACGCAAACACAAUCUGAAAGCGUCCGGUCACCUCUCUCACGCAGCCUCAAUUCAAUAAAUCCCUCCCACCCAACAAGGAUUAACCCCGCAUCCGAGAUCCGGCUCGCAACGCGGGAACUCGUCCCUAAAGAUCUCCUUCCGCUACCAGUAACCAAGCGACCACGCUCCGCACCCUCAAAAAGGGAUAACAGUGCACUCCCUCCAAUCCACGGCAAUACCACAGACGUCCUACCCUCACGAAUACCCAGAUGGAGAAGUGCUCCAGUGAUUAGCGAUCGAUGCAAAGAAAGGAUAAAACUACCUCCUAUACAAAAGAAAGUUGUGACUACCAGACCGGGACGGGGACAGAGAGAAUCCCUCGAAAUCUUUCUUUAUGCAGAAGAGCUAAGCAAGCGAUCUGACAUGUCUGUAAAACUAAUAUCCGAUGAACUCGACCGCAUUCAAAUGUACAGGCGGAUGGAUUCCGCUGAAGACGUAAACGUCGUCCAGCAAAAGCGUGUACAAAGCAGUGCAAUGUCCCGCCGGGAUAUACUUUCGUUCAACUCUUCACUUCCCCCAGACCAGCAGGGUUUUGGCCGAAACUUGGAAGGCAAGAAAGGGGAUACUGGAGUUGGAGUUCGAAGGAAAAAUGAAGGAUAUAUCUAUCGGCAUCCAACUAGCGGACCUUUACCGCUUGUUGCGGAAGAGACGCAGCUGGUCAAAUCCAUCGAGAAUCUGGAUCGGCUGUUGUCUGCGAAAAUGGGAAAGCUUGGGUUCUGUGGGCGGUGACUGUUUCCUCUUGUACGUUAUGAAACAAGUGCGAUGAUAGACUUUUACAAGUAGAAAGGGGAUUUACUGUAUAAUUAAGCUGUAUCUUUUUAGAUACAUG